Molecule: messenger RNA, 886 nt
Organism: Klebsormidium nitens
Lineage: Eukaryota; Viridiplantae; Streptophyta; Klebsormidiophyceae; Klebsormidiales; Klebsormidiaceae
Source: the annotation of a GenBank genome assembly
GACGACAACCACUUCUUUUCCGACCUGCGUCACACUGUUAGGUCGGUCUCCGGCCGGCUGCUCGGACUCUUCGGGCUGCGGCAGGCGGCCGCGCGCGCGCGCGCGGACAUCGGCGACGCGGACGCGAACCUGGACAGCCUGAUCGACGAGGCGGAGCUCGCGGCCGCGCUCAAGGACAACGCGCGCGCAUACGAGCUGCUUAAGGCGACCGGGCCGAAGGAGAUUCUGGCCAAGUACGACGUCGAUCGGAACGGACUGCUCGACAAGUCGGAGGUGACUUCGAUUCUAAAGGAACUAGCGCUGAGAGAGGCCGAGAUCCACGACGACAUAGAGAAGGUGCAAGCGGCGGCCCCGCUCGAGAAACUCGACGCGCGAAAAAGCCGCGGGGCGCGCCAGGCCGCGGCGCUGGCGGAGGUUGCGAAGGCGGGGGUUGAGGGUUUAGAAAAGCCGGGGGCGGAUGGGCUGGGAGACGCGCAGUUGCGGGCGAUCAGUGGUUUAGAGCAACGGCUGGAGAGAGUCGAAGGACAGUUGAACGAGUUGAACCGCAGCCUUAGCAAGAAGCUCGGCAUACUAGUAGACUUGGUCAUGGCGCAGGCUGACCAGAGCAGUCUAGACGGCUCUUUACCCGGGGCCUCUAGCCGAAGCCCUAGCAGGCUAGAUCAGGAGUUCAGUAGGAGCCCAAGCCGGCUAGGGAACAGUCCGGGUACAAGAGCUUCUAGCAGAGUCGGGUUUUCAGAGUUCUGAAGAGUACAGUAAAGCCGAAAACCACGUCGAAAGGAUGUGGGGCGGAGCCCGCGCGCGUUUAUAUGCGUCUAGCUGCUAAGCCAUAAGAAUUGUCGACACAGGAUGCUAAAGCCCCUCCAUAUCUUUGACAGAGUAAGUAGUU